Saccostrea cuccullata (small rock oyster) is the source of this 1596-nucleotide messenger RNA. RefSeq names its product E3 ubiquitin-protein ligase TRIM36-like. NCBI's taxonomy places the organism in Eukaryota, Metazoa, Mollusca, Bivalvia, Ostreida, Ostreidae. The record is from RefSeq and is a predicted model, not a curated record. The coding region runs from base 1 to 1596 and encodes 531 amino acids. Gene Ontology annotation, molecular function: zinc ion binding; protein binding. The transcript is spliced from 2 exons.
AUGGUCUCUCGAUACAGUGCUCAGGACAUCUUAAGAUGUGGCCUUUGUGAGACUAAUGUGGUACAAAGUCAUUGCCAGCCUUGUCAUUUCAACCUGUGUAAGGUCUGUGUAGGAGAGCAUCUGUCUGAUUCAGCCAAGAAACAUAGAGUCGUACCGUAUACAGAAAGAUUUUCAACUCCUAAAAUUCCAAAAUGUCCAAAGCAUUCCAAGAACUGUGAACUUUACUGUGAGCAAUGUGACAUUCCUGUCUGUUCUACCUGCAUCUCAUCAGGUAAACAUAUAGGACAUUAUUUAUCAGAUGUUUUACAGAGCGUUGGCUCCAAAACAGAAGAUAUCGAAAAAGAAUUAAAAGAACUCGAGACUAAAAUACAUCCACAAUAUGAAGAAAUUACCUCUCGCAUAAAAACCAAGAAAGAAGAUUUAGAAAUUCACUACAGUAAUUUGGCAACAGCUGUCACCAAACAAGGAGAAGACUGGCACAGAGAAAUUAACAUCAUUGUCAACAAACAAAAAUCUGAUAUUGAUGAGAUGAAAACUAAACACUUGGCUGCUUUGAAUAAACAGGAAAAUGAAGUCAAACACAUUACUGCAGAAGUCAAUCAGUGCAUAAUUGAUUUAAAGAAAAUUCUGGAAUCCAAUGACAUUUCCUUAGCUUAUGGAUACAAAUCCAGAAAUGCAGAGUUGAGAUGUUUACCACCAGACCUCAAUGUAACAUUACCAAGCUUCUCUCCUUAUCCGAUCAACACAGAGCAGCUCCAUAAAAUAUUCGGUUCUCUGUCAGCAUUAUCCAUUACAACAGAAGAACAUGGUUACACAAUGGAGGCACCAGAAGCUGUAUCCUGUACUCCAGCCAAACCUCUACUUGAUGAACCAGAGCUCAUCACCACCAUAGACACUGGGUAUAAACCACUACGCAGUUCUGCCCUUCUCAGAGAUGAAGAAAUCUGGACAUGUGGAGAUGACAAACUUAUAAAGCUCUACAACCUCAAGGGUAAAUUACUGAAGUCAAUUAAAACCAAGUCUGGGAAGAAACCACAUGACAUAACAGUGACAAGGAGUGGAGAUCUAUUUUUUGUUGACAAAAAUGCAAGAACUGUAAACAUAGUGAAGAAUAAACAGAUAAAUGAAGUGUUCAGACUACAGGGAUGGGUACCUAACUCUAUCUGUAGUAGCUCCUCUGGUGACCUCCUGGUUACCAUGUACAGUGAUGAAGAACAAUCAAAAGUUGUCCGUUACUAUGGCUCUACAGAGAAACAAACCAUUCAGUUUGAUAGCGAAGGCAAGCCACUGUAUUCAUCUGGUAAAUACAUCAGUGAGAACAGAAACCUGGAUAUCUGCGUGGCUGACAAUGGAGCCAGUGCAGUAGUGGUGGGAUUAUUUGCUCCGUACGGAAUCACAACAGACAGCCAGAGUCAGAUCCUGAUAGCAGACUAUUACAACUACUGUAUCCACAUCCUAGAUCAGGAUGGACAGUUUCUCCGUUACAUUGAUAACUGUGAUCUACAGAAUCCAUGGAGUUUAUGUGUCGACACCAGUGAUAACCUCUUUGUGGCUGAGAGCAUCAGUGGUAAAGUGAAGAAAAUUAGAUACAUGUAA